This is a messenger RNA of Rhopalosiphum maidis (corn leaf aphid), 1166 nucleotides long. RefSeq names its product cytochrome c-type heme lyase (gene Cchl). The transcript has 5 exons. Gene Ontology annotation, molecular function: holocytochrome-c synthase activity. Gene Ontology annotation, biological process: cytochrome c-heme linkage. The record is from RefSeq and is a predicted model, not a curated record. Gene Ontology annotation, cellular component: mitochondrion. The coding region runs from base 255 to 1091 and encodes 278 amino acids. NCBI's taxonomy places the organism in Eukaryota, Metazoa, Arthropoda, Insecta, Hemiptera, Aphididae.
GGAAGAAGUGUCAAGUGAUAUAGGUUAGAAAAUUUUCUCCGAGUUCGAAGAAAAUUUACGCCUAAUUGAAAUUUGAAUUGGUGCUAUUCAGAUUUUGUUGCUACGACCGAACGCCUAGUGCAAUCAACGAUUAUCGAUACUGAAGAUGUGAAUAGUUUUCGGAUCGGGAAAUCACAGUUCCAAAUUUCCGACUACCGAACUUUUGACCUAACCUAAUCAACAUAAAAUUGUUUUAUCGAUCGACGAGUGUCACGAUGGGAAAUACGGUUUCUGGAGCUCAAAAACUUGUGGUGCAAGCAUUCGUCCCACAAAACGAAACAAACAACAAUGAUGUACCUAAAAAUCCUCACGGGUUCUCAAAUACAGCUGGCAUAAGCCCGCCCCCAGAGUGCCCCAUGCACGUCAAAACAGAUGAUAAGAAAGCCGCUGGAUGUGCUGUGGCAGGAAGCCCAGAUGACAUUAAUCCACUGAACAUGAUGCCGCCUCCAAAUCAAAAACCAGCACCAGAUCAACCGUUUCCACUACCAACAGAACGAGAAGUGUCUACUAUACCUAAGUCAGAAGGAGAUGGUGAAUUUUGGGUUUAUCCAUCAGCUCAAAUGUUUUGGAAUGCAAUGUUACGAAAAGGGUGGCGCUGGAAAGAUGAUGAUUUAUCACAAAAAGAUAUGGAUGUUAUAAUUAAAAUACACAAUGUCAAUAAUGAGCUUGCUUGGCAAGAAGUAUUAAAAUGGGAAGCAUUCCACGCAGGUGAAUGUAUGAAUCCAAAGCUAAAAAGCUUUGGAGGUAAAGCUAAACAUUUUUCUCCAAGAGCAAGAAUACGAAAUUGGAUGGGAUAUGAACUACCUUUUGACAGACAUGAUUGGAUAGUAGAUCGCUGUGGUAAAGAAGUGCGAUAUGUUAUUGAUUAUUAUAGUGCAGAUAAUUCACCAAAUAAAUAUCAAGUGGCUAUUUUGGAUGUAAGGCCAGCUUUAGAUUCAUUUGAAGCGUUAUGGGAUCGAUCAAAAGCAGCUUAUUGGAGAUGGCGAUUUGAAGCUGAAAUGGAAAGAAAUAUUGCCAAUAAAAUGGAUGAAUUAAGAAAUGACAAAGUGUGAAUAUAAAUAAUUCAUUUUUUUUUUUUUUUUUUUUUUAUUGUAUAGUGUAUAGUAGAAUCCUUAAGUAAAAGUAAA